Sinocyclocheilus anshuiensis is the source of this 640-nucleotide messenger RNA. Its product is annotated as pseudouridylate synthase 7 homolog. Gene Ontology annotation, biological process: pseudouridine synthesis. The transcript is spliced from 4 exons. The record is from RefSeq and is a predicted model, not a curated record. The annotation marks the transcript as partial. Gene Ontology annotation, molecular function: RNA binding; pseudouridine synthase activity. Gene Ontology annotation, cellular component: nucleus. Lineage: Eukaryota; Metazoa; Chordata; Actinopteri; Cypriniformes; Cyprinidae.
AGCACAUGCAAUGCUGCGUCUAAAUUGAUUUGAUGAAUAGUUUUUGUAGAUAUUGCACUGGUGUUAUUGACCACAUAUGUUUUUGUUAAAAAUUAAAAUAAAGCAAUUUAAAAAAACCUCAGUUAUAUGUUGUUUGAGUCUGUGCUGCAUUUUCAUGUUGUGUCUUUCGUCUCUUCCUCAUGUGUCCCACCAAAGCCCCUCGAAAGCACUCGUGGCCGAAGAACCGCGGGAGUUUCUGUCAUUUCGUGCUCUAUAAGGAGAACAAGGACACCAUGGAUGCCAUCAACCUCCUGUCCAAGUUCCUCAGGGUCAGACCCAACAUGUUCUCCUACAUGGGCACCAAAGACAAGAGGGCCGUCACGGUGCAGGAGAUCGCAGUGCUGAAGAUCAGCGCUGAGAGACUGUCUCACCUCAACAAAUGCCUAAUGAACCUGAAGCUGGGGAACUUCAGCUAUAAGAAACCGCCCUUGAAACUGGGAGAACUGCAGGGAAACCACUUUACGGUGGUUCUCAGGAAUAUCUCCGGCUCUCAGGAGCAGGUGGAGCAGGCCAUGACUUCACUCAGAGAAACUGGCUUCAUCAACUACUAUGGCAUGCAGCGCUUCGGCACCACAGCCGUGCCCACACACAGAGUCGGCAG